AAUAGUUUGUUGUUGCUGAGGACGGAAGAGCACUUGCCACGUUUCGUGAACAUUGAUACGAUUUGCAGGGUGGACACAUCAAAAUGCCGGAGAAAUUAACGUCUGUUGUUGCAAAGUUUUAUGACGAAUAUAUCCAGUCAACACCCAAAAGACUUAAAAUUGUAGAUGCUUACCUAGUGUACGUGUUCUUGACGGGAGUAUUCCAGUUCGGAUAUUGUUGUUUGGUGGGAACCUUCCCAUUCAACUCAUUUCUCUCUGGAUUUAUUUCAACAGUUGGUUCAUUUGUUUUGGGAGUGUGUCUAAGGCUUCAGGUGAAUCCCCAGAAUAAAAACGACUUUGUCGGAAUCAGCCCUGAAAGAGCCUUUGCUGACUUUGUAUUUGCUCACGUCAUUCUACACUUAGUCGUUAUAAACUUUCUGGGUUGAUGGACAGCAGACACUGGUGGCAAGAUUGAGGCCGUCACAAGGGGAGGGUGGGGACCAGGGGGGUAUUCAUGCAUAUACAACACAAUCAUCAAUAAAUGUUAAUUUAACAGUA
Haliotis rubra (blacklip abalone) is the source of this 537-nucleotide messenger RNA. Its product is annotated as dolichyl-diphosphooligosaccharide--protein glycosyltransferase subunit DAD1-like. The coding region runs from base 84 to 425 and encodes 113 amino acids. Gene Ontology annotation, cellular component: oligosaccharyltransferase complex; membrane. The transcript has 3 exons. The record is from RefSeq and is a predicted model, not a curated record. Gene Ontology annotation, biological process: protein N-linked glycosylation. NCBI's taxonomy places the organism in Eukaryota, Metazoa, Mollusca, Gastropoda, Lepetellida, Haliotidae.